UUUAUUUAGAAUUAUUGAUGGUUUUUUAUAAUACGUUUCCAUGUGCAUUUACCAACACACAUCUUCAUUUAUUUUUGUUUACUUUUCAUUAGUUUACUUAUUCAUUUUAAAAUCUUUACAUUGUGUGUGUUAUAAUAUAUUUUAUUCUCUGCAUUUUGAAUGGUUCUUUUAAGUAUCUGCAUCCCUAAAGUUAAUCAGUGAGGAUUGAAGCAAGUAUGAGUAGAGACACAACCGUCCUGCUCGGGUGGCUGCUCUUACAAGCUACGAGCCGCACUGCGUGGUCAGAAGACUGGAACGCCAAGGUCGUCCGGGAAGUAGAUGCUCUGGUCGACUCCUGUGUGGUCAUCCCUUGCUCCUUCACAUAUGGAGUGCUUUCCCGCGCCAUGCUCAAAGGCAGCUGGUUCCCGGAGGGGGAUAACGAGCAGUACAUCUUCCAAGAAGACAGUACGGUUAUCAUGGAUGAGUUUAAAGGCCGCACAGAGCUGACGGGACGACUCACGAAUGGGAACUGCACCUUAAAGAUAAUAGAGGUGAAGGAUCACGACAACGGCCCCUUCUGCUUCAAAGUAGAAAUGAGUGAUAGGACUUUGAAGACCUCUGACCUUGAGAACCACUGCGCUCGCCUUAACUUGCUUGCAGAACCCCCCAAACCUAAAUUAAAUACUCUGAGGAAGGCAAUCCAGGGUGAACCUUACACCAUCUCCUGCUCUGUGGCCCACACCUGCCCGGCCCAUCUGCCCAACAUCACCUGGAGCCGGCCCUCCACGGACACGGGGGUCAUCAAGAUCAACAAAGACAACGGCAAGGGCUCCUGGGAAAUGGAGUCCAUCCUGACCUUCAUCCCGGCCGCAACGGACGACGACUCAGAGCUCAGCUGCACGGCAACCUUCAACGGAGGGGUGACCUCCUCCUCCACGCACCAUCUCUUUGUGAAACGUAAAGAGCUGUACCUGCACAUUAUCCUUCCUCUCGUUGUCGGCCUUGGGACAGCUGUGGUCUUUGGAGCGCUCUGUGUUCUAAUGAAGAUCAAAUACAAGAACCGUAUUGCUGAUCUUCAAAGCAGAGGAAACGGCAGAUUGCGGAAUCAGCUUUCAAGAAUAUCGCAGAGGAUGAGCUCCAGCCGCUUCAUGCCCUCUCGUCCGAGGGAGCCGGUAGAUUUGAGUGCUUAUGAUAUGCCGAAUAACACUGCAAAGAAACAGAAAAUCUCGAAACCCCGCUGUCCAUCGCCGAAGAGUCAGCCGGGGUCCUUCUCCAAUCGAGGGGCGACUGGUGACGACCGGGGCUUCGGUGAUUCCUGUGACGAUGAUUACACGAACACUGCUGACCUCAACAUUUAUGGAAACCUCUGAGCACAGCGACUUCCUCCGUGAAGAGAUGAGAGGCUGUGCUCCAAUCUUUUGUUGGUGUUCAGUUCCACUUCGACUCAUUAGCAUUUAGGGUAUUUAGCAGACGCUUUUAUCCAAAGCGACCUACAAUAAUUACAUUUGUGAUAAGAAGUGGAACAAUAUAUCGCUGUCGGUACAGUAAGGAUGUUCAUAGAACCAAGUGCAAGUACUAACAAUCGCUAGGCUAACCCAUUCCCCGUAUACAGCAGUGAUAGCAGCUACUGCAGAUGCUACACAAUUAAGUACUAUGAAUCGGGCAUUCCAGGGAAUUUGUUUUAGCUCUACUCAACUGAUGCUCCUAGGCUUUGAUUGUUCUCAGAAAACGUACACCGCUUUAGAUAACGACCAAAUGUUAACAUUCUGUCACAUGGUGUGUUAUGUUUUGUAUGCGUUAUGCUGUGUAAACAUGAUCUCCGGCCCUGCACAAUAAAAUGUCCCUUCCAUGCUUGAAAUCUCGGUCUCAUCAUUCGUGUCGACUCUAAAACUCGAAUCGUCUGGUCUAUCGGGUUUAAGUAACUGAGUUAUUAAGCAAGAAGAUACUUUAUUCAUCCCCUUGGGCAAAUUCAGGUAUCCAGUAGCUCAACAGACAGUACAGUUGAGAAAAAACAAAAUGGACAAACAGUAAAAGUCAACCAAAUAAGUCAGUAAAAGUCAAUAG
This is a messenger RNA of Gadus chalcogrammus (walleye pollock), 2043 nucleotides long. RefSeq names its product myelin-associated glycoprotein-like. Lineage: Eukaryota; Metazoa; Chordata; Actinopteri; Gadiformes; Gadidae. The record is from RefSeq and is a predicted model, not a curated record. The transcript has 11 exons. Bases 216 to 1349 code for a protein of 377 amino acids.